UCUGUAGGGGUUGUGCAACAGCCACCGUGCUGCGUCCAUUCCCCUGAACAGGGCACAAAAACCCCACUGUCCCCAAAGGGAAGGAGGGCACGGCAGCCCCAUGCGCACAAGACACGCACACUGUCCCCAGCUCCGUCCCCAUGUCACACAUCAGCCCUUUUUGUAGCCCCGUGUGCUCGCACAGCUCCUGGCUCUGCCUGCAGUGCCCCGUCCCUCCCAGUGCUCCCAGUGCUCCCAGUGCCAGGGCUCAGCCCAGUCCAAAGUCACAGCGGUGGCACAGCUCUGCGAUGGCCAUGCUGGAUCCCCAGGCGCUCCCCAGCCCCAGCGCAGCUCUGGCAGGCAGAGCAGAGCGGCUGCACGUGGAGGCCACUCACGCCGUCACUGGGAAUCCCACACUGCCUCCGUUCCCCCCUGAGAUGCAGACGGCGAUUUUUGGCAUGGGUUGCUUCUGGGGAGUGGAGCGGCUCUUCUGGGAGAUGCCGGGGGUCUUCUCUACCCAGGUGGGAUAUGCGGGGGGCUUCACCCCCAAUCCCACCUAUGAGGAAGUGCGCUCAGGGCAGACGGGGCACGCUGAGGUGGUGCGGGUGGUGUUCAACCCCAACAAGAUCAGCUAUGAGGAACUGCUGAAGGCUUUCUGGGAGAACCAUGACCCCACACAGGGGAUGCAGCAGCAGGAGGACGUGGGCACCCAGUACCGCUCCAUCAUCCUCACACUGAACCCCCAGCAGCAGGCAGCCGCGCUCCGCAGCAGGGAUGCUUACCAGCAGGAGCUGAGCCAGCAGCACCGAGGGGACAUCACCACCACCAUCGAGCCAGCAGGUGACUUCUACUACGCCGAGGACCACCACCAGCAGUACCUGCACAAAGUGCCCGGGGGGUACUGCGGCCUGAAGGGCACCGGGGUCCCCUGCCCCGUUGUGCCCUGAAUUCACCGUGCAUCCCCAGCACGAUGUCCCCGUGUCCCCGCAGUGCCACCCAAGCUCCUUGCUGGGAGAUUAAAGCUGCAUCCCCUCCA
Lagopus leucura (white-tailed ptarmigan) is the source of this 1015-nucleotide messenger RNA. RefSeq names its product peptide methionine sulfoxide reductase MsrA-like. Lineage: Eukaryota; Metazoa; Chordata; Aves; Galliformes; Phasianidae. The transcript is spliced from 6 exons. Bases 141 to 926 code for a protein of 261 amino acids. Gene Ontology annotation, cellular component: cytoplasm. The record is from RefSeq and is a predicted model, not a curated record. Gene Ontology annotation, molecular function: peptide-methionine (S)-S-oxide reductase activity. Gene Ontology annotation, biological process: cellular response to oxidative stress.